GAGAGCGAAGGAGCGAGCCAGAGGGAGUGAUACAGAAAGAGAGAGAGAGAGAGAGAGAGAGAGCAAAAGGGAGGGGAGUUUAAACUAAGUGCUAUGUUUUGGGACAGGCUAAUCUGCUAGCGAGCAGUGUGAGGAUCGGAGCGUAUUGUGUGAGCCAGUGUGCGGGGGACAGAUAAGGGAGCCAGCCAGCCCGCCAGCCCGACCCACCGACCCACCGACUGCCUGACUGCCUGUUUUAAUGUGCUGACUCUGGGGAGAUUUAAAAAAAAAAAAAAAAAAAAAACAGCAGCGUAUUGACUCCUUAGACGUGUGCGGAGACCCUGGGCACAAACACCACCACUACAGCCACAGCCGAGCAGAGGUGCAUCAACAGACAGGGGGGAAGAAAGAAAAAAAAAAAAGAUAGAGCGCUGCAAAAUCACAACUCCAAAAAUCUGAAAAUUAAAGAGGAUUUUUUUAUCCCCCUCUUUUUUCCCAAUUGAUUUCAUUUUUUCUUUCUUUUUUCUUUUUUGUGUUUUCCGGGACUGACUCCCAGCUGUACAGAAGAAGAAAAAGCGGAGCAAAGAACUGAAGAGAAUCUGAAAUAUAUAUAAAAGAAGGACUGAACGAAAAAAAAAAAGCACCGAACCUGAACAUGUUCGAAAUAAGCCGAACACUCAACGCCGCUUUGUUGAGCAAUGAGAUCAUCAGUAACAUGGAGGCUCCAGUGACAAACGGCCCCAGCGGAGGAGGCACCACAGCCAACGGGCCGACCACCAACAGCCGCGGCUGCCCCUCGCCCAUGCAGACUGGCCCAACAAAUGACGACAGCAAGACCAACCUCAUUGUCAACUACCUGCCCCAAAACAUGACCCAGGAGGAGUUCCGCAGCCUGUUUGGUAGCAUCGGCGAGAUUGAGUCCUGCAAGCUGGUUCGCGACAAGAUCACAGGACAGAGUCUGGGCUACGGCUUUGUCAACUACAUUGAUCCAAAGGACGCAGAGAAAGCCAUCAACACGUUAAAUGGACUCAGACUUCAGACCAAAACGAUCAAGGUGUCAUAUGCACGACCCAGCUCAGCCUCCAUCCGUGACGCCAACCUGUAUGUGAGCGGCCUGCCCAAGACUAUGACUCAGAAGGAGCUGGAGCAGCUCUUCUCCCAGUACGGACGCAUCAUCACCUCCCGCAUCCUCGUCGACCAGGUCACAGGUGGCUCCCGAGGUGUGGGCUUCAUCCGCUUUGAUAAGAGGAUAGAGGCUGAGGAGGCCAUCAAGGGCCUGAAUGGACAGAAGCCAUCAGGUGCUGCUGAGCCAAUCACGGUCAAGUUCGCCAACAACCCCAGCCAGAAGACCAGCCAAGCCCUUCUGUCACAACUCUACCAGUCCCCCAAUCGCCGAUACCCGGGCCCCCUCCACCACCAGGCUCAGAGGUUCAGGCUGGACAAUUUGCUUAAUAUGGCCUAUGGCGUAAAGAGGUUCUCCCCCAUCACCAUUGACAGCAUGACUAGCCUGGUCGGCAUGAACAUCCCCGGGCACACGGGCACCGGGUGGUGCAUCUUCGUGUACAACCUGUCCCCAGAUUCAGAUGAGAGCGUGCUCUGGCAGCUGUUUGGGCCCUUUGGUGCGGUCAACAAUGUCAAGGUGAUCCGUGACUUCAACACCAACAAGUGCAAAGGCUUCGGCUUCGUCACCAUGACGAAUUACGACGAGGCGGCCAUGGCCAUCGCCAGUCUCAAUGGCUACAGGUUGGGCGACCGCGUCUUGCAAGUCUCCUUCAAGACUAACAAGACACACAAGUCCUGAACUUUGACAGGUAGAAGCAGUUGCCCCGCGACUUUGUCUGCUCCCAAAUUGCCCCCAACCUUUCCCCCCACCUCCACCCGUCCCUUAGCCCCUUCAGUCACUACCACUACCACCCUACUACAGCCAUCCAACACAGCAAACUCCAACCGGAACACAAAGCAACCGACAAACCAUCAAACAAAUUGAACUAGAAAUGGCUUAUAUUAUAACUUUGGACCUAUAAGCCAAUGUUGCCUAAGUAUUACAAAAAUGAAAUGAUGAAAAUGUUCAUGAGUUUUGGAAGCUCCUGUGAUAAUGCAGGCUUCUCUUUGUUGUAUAUUCUUUCUGUUUGUUGUGGUUGUUAAAAUGAUUUUUCUCUUCUGUGUAAACAGUAGCAAAUCCCUGUAUCCCCUUAUUUCAGAGAAGAGAAUGUCCUUUUUAGAUUGAAACCUUUUCUCUGUCUUGAUUCAGGAUUUGUUUUUCUUUUGUAAAUCCGGAUCCACUGUCGUUAGUAUUAUAUAUACCUCCCUGUCGGUGAAAGGGAGGGGGCUCUUUUUUAAAUUGGUGAACCAUUCAUUCAUUUUUAGUGUGUAUCAAAAACUUCCCCUUAUCGAUUAUAGAUGGGAUUCCACAGUCCCAGUAACUCUAAUGUAGACAAAAAAAAAAAAAAAGAAUUUCUAACAUUGUUUUUGUUUUGUAUCGCAAACAAAACAUAAUGUCUUUCCUCACAGGGGUUCAGGGAGAUGGGGCGAGGGAGGGGAUGGGUUAGCUUUCCUGAUGACACGUUCAGUAAUUUAAGAAAAAAAAAAAUAACACUGUUGCCAAAGAGAAGAUCUCUUUGCUUGAAAAAAAUGCGUUUAGAAAAAGAUAAAAAUAAAGAGAAAGAAGAUCUAUUUUUAUAAAUGAUAAUUAAAAUAAUAAUUAUUGAAGAAUUUUUACAAGAAUCUGGAUUUGAAAAAAGAGAAAAAUAUUUUGACUGGCUAACUAGGGGGGGCCGGGGCGGGAGGGAGGGGGCACCACCUUGUCUUGUCGUUCUGCCGUGGUACUUUAUAGGAUCAAAGGUUGUUUGUUUUUUGGGGACUCCAAGUUGGCAGGUUUUGUAGAUGGAAGGGAUGCAAACUGAGGCAGGUGAUUUUGGUAAUUUUUCACAUAUGUACUAGUGCGUAAUUAUUCAACAGCGAUACCCAAAAGGGAAGGGAGAGGGGUCUUUCCAAGGCCUAACCAUCCUUAUAGUCCAGAGCCCAAAGCAAGAAGACCCUUUGUCCACUUGUUUUCCUGUUUUUGUCAUCAGUCAAUAUGGGAUAUCAGUAAAUAGAUAUAUACACAUCUAUCCAUUUAGAGAGCAUACUAUACAUUAUCUAUAUCAUUUUCUUCGCUCUGCGUUUGUGAACUUACAUUUGAAAAGAACUUCCUUUUAGCGAUCAACAGUAGGUGCUAUACUACAUUAUUCACAUAUCUUAAAUAUCCAAGUUUGUUGUUCUAUGUGUUGUUUAAAGAAAAAAAAUACUUCGAUGUUGGCAUUGAAUUGAGCUGCUGUUCUUUGUUUAAUAUUUGUUUAUUGUUGGCCCAAAAAAUCUGGUGAGACUAUUUCUUUGCUGAACAACCAGAUAAACGAAAUUUGGGCCUUGUAAGAAUCACUGAACAAAUCUUUAUUUUGUAUCUUUUUUGUUUGGCUUGCUGACUUUUAGGUUACUUGCUGAGCGUGAAACGUUUGUCAAAACUAAAUGAUGAUUAGCUAGUUCCGUUAGUCUAGAUAUUUGUUUCCUUAAAAAGGAUCUAUGACAACUGUGUCUUUAUUUGCUGUGUACAAAUAGAUGAUAUAUAUAUACAUAUAUAGUCUACAUUUGUUUUACAAUAUCUACUGUACUAUAUGAGUUGUCACUGUUCUUUUGUUUGAGCUUGUCUUUUUCAUAUGACAACUUAUUAUGAAGUGGUGGUUCAGUUACUUAGAAAAACUUGUGAGGAAACUGUUCAAUUGUUGUCAUGUUGCUUGUGGAGAAAAAAAAAAGAUUUGGAUUAACUUUAAGUUAGCUACCGCGGCAAAAGAAACCGAACAAAAGCUUAGAAUAUAACUGUAUUUGUUUAUCAGUUGAUUUACUUCUCUAUUUUUUAAACUAUUUAUUUUUCUAUUUAUUUGUAUUUAUUAUAUAUUUAUUAAUUGAUUAAUUUAUCUGUGUAUUUAUGUAUUUAUUUGUUUCAUUGUCUGUGUAUUUGCGUGAUUCUGGUACAGGGAGGGGGCGUUUCUGAGCAAAAGGGAACAAAGCGACUAGUGGAGAGGCUCUUCCAGUAGUCCACUGCACUGAGAGAACUUUUAGUACGUUUGUGCUUUGUACCAAUAUAUCAAAAUUACAAUAUAAAAAAAUCUAAAAGUCAAGAAAACUGAAAAAAAUGUCUGGAGGGUUGGGGGACGCUCUUCCCUUAUUACUAGAAACAGUUACUCGCUAUGCAUAACCUAGUUAAUAGUUAAAUUUGCUAUUGCUUUUUUCUUGUCUUGUUAAAAUGAAAUCUUUAGAUCUUUUUCAAUAAAGUUUAGUCUUAAUAGAAUGUUAUAAACAGUCGUUCUGGUUCAAUAUAACCUGUGAUAAGUUUGUGUAGUUCUAAAAAGCCACUCCGUCCACACCCUCCCUCCACUUACUACCGCUUUGUGAUGAAACCUUAUGCAAAAAUGUGGGUCUGAAAGCAUAGUUUUCAGUUUUCAGUGAGACAUUUUAUAUAACAUUCAGCUCUUGGAGGCUUGGGCAGAUACAUUUUAAAAGGAGCAAAUGCCCAUUGUUGUUUGAGGGUCAUUCAUUGCACUGGACUAAAUCGGUCAAAAUCACUUAAGAGUCAAGACUUAUUUUUAAAAAGAUUCAUCAUGUUUUCAAAUGACAUACCAACAAAUCUUUAAAAAUGAGAAAUUGUUACCAUUGCACACCAACUGUUAUUUACAGCAGUUGUUGCUAUACUUAAGAAGUACUCUGGAGGCAUGAAAAGGGAUUGUACCGAUUCUAUAUUUUAUAUACUCUAAUAUGAUAUAUAUUAUAUAUUUUGAAAGGUGAAAGGUAAGGGAAUGGUUCCAGAAGUAUAAAUAUACGGAAUUGGAUUUUUUUGUUUGUUGUUAAGACUUGAAAACAUGAAGGAGGUGUGUGGAGAGCAUUUCAAACACUCAGACGCAUGCUCGCAUAACUCCAUCCUUCUCUCUCACACCUCAGUCAUCUGACAGGCCGGGUCAUCCUAUAUCGUCAUUUAUAUCCAGUCAUCAUCAA
Molecule: messenger RNA, 5004 nt
Organism: Epinephelus fuscoguttatus (brown-marbled grouper)
Lineage: Eukaryota; Metazoa; Chordata; Actinopteri; Perciformes; Serranidae
Gene: elavl4
Product: ELAV like neuron-specific RNA binding protein 4
Exons: 7
Coding region: 635-1780 (381 amino acids)
Cellular component (GO): ribonucleoprotein complex
Molecular function (GO): RNA binding
Source: RefSeq, a predicted model, not a curated record